Messenger RNA from Rhizoctonia solani, 438 nucleotides. RefSeq names its product cytochrome C oxidase subunit Vb. The coding region runs from base 1 to 438 and encodes 145 amino acids. The record is from RefSeq and is a predicted model, not a curated record. Gene Ontology annotation, cellular component: mitochondrial envelope. The transcript is spliced from 3 exons. Gene Ontology annotation, biological process: mitochondrial electron transport, cytochrome c to oxygen. NCBI's taxonomy places the organism in Eukaryota, Fungi, Basidiomycota, Agaricomycetes, Cantharellales, Ceratobasidiaceae.
AUGUUUUCUGCACUCCGCACGCUGCCGCUCCGUGCCCGCCCUGCUGUUGCGCGUACAUUCGCAACGACACCCCGUGUCUUUGCCGGCCACAAGGCCGCGGCCCUCCUCGGAGAAGGAGCCAAGCCCGGUGAAGUCCCCACCGAUGAGAACCAGGCGACCGGUCUCGAGAGGCUUGAGUUACUCGGAAAGAUGGAGGGCGUCGAUGUGUUUGACAUGAACCCGCUCGAGAUGACUCGUAUCGGCACACUCGAGGAUCCGAUUAAAAUUUAUUCGCUCUUCCCUGAGCGCCAUGUCGGGUGCACUGGCUACCCGGCCGACUCGCAUGACACCAUCUGGCUCACCGUUACCAAUAGCAAGAAGAACCACCGCUGCCCCGAGUGUGGAUCCGUCUACGCACUUGACUUCCACGGCGACCCACACGCUCACGAGCAUCACUAG